Molecule: messenger RNA, 1075 nt
Organism: Onychostruthus taczanowskii (white-rumped snowfinch)
Lineage: Eukaryota; Metazoa; Chordata; Aves; Passeriformes; Passeridae
Gene: PGAP3
Product: post-GPI attachment to proteins phospholipase 3
Exons: 8
Coding region: 29-997 (322 amino acids)
Biological process (GO): GPI anchor biosynthetic process
Cellular component (GO): endoplasmic reticulum membrane
Molecular function (GO): hydrolase activity, acting on ester bonds
Source: RefSeq, a predicted model, not a curated record
GGGCCGGAAGCGGCCGGGCCGGGCGGCGAUGGCGGCGAGGGCCGCGCUGCUGCUGCUUCUCAUGGCGGCGGUGGCGCCGGGCCCGGCCCAGGGCUCGCAGGGGGACCGGGAACCGCUGUACCGGGAGUGCCUGAGCCGCUGCGAGCGGCAGAACUGCUCGGGGGCGGCACUGCGGCACUUCCGCGCCCGCCAGCCGCUCUACAUGGGCCUGACAGGCUGGACGUGCCGCGACGAGUGCCAGUACGAGUGCAUGUGGCAGACGGUGCGGCGGUUCCAGCAGCGCGGCCACCGCGUGCCGCAGUUCCACGGCAAGUGGCCCUUCUCGCGGUUCCUGUUUUUCCAGGAGCCCGCCUCCGCCUUCGCCUCCUUCCUGAACGGGCUGGCCAGCCUGGUGAUGCUGCAGCGGUACCGCGCCGCCGUGCCCCGCGCCGCCCCCACCUACCCCACGUGCGUCGCCUUCGCCUGGGUCUCCUUAAACGCCUGGUUCUGGUCCACCGUGUUCCACACCAGGGACACGGCGCUGACAGAGAAACUGGAUUAUUUCUGUGCUUCAGCUGUCGUCCUGCACUCCGUGUACCUGUGCUGUGUCAGGACGCUGGGGCUGCAGCGCCCGGCCUUAAUCAGCAUCUUCAGAGCCUUCCUCCUGCUCUUCCUCGCCGGCCACAUCUCCUACCUGAGCCUCGUGCGCUUUGACUACGGCUACAACCUGGUGGCCAACGCUGCUGCUGGGAUGCUGACGGUGGCGUGGUGGCUGCGCUGGUGCGUGCGGCAGGGCCGGCGGCUCCCGCACGUGUGGAAAUGCGCGGCCGCGGUGCUGCUGCUGCAGGCGCUGGCGCUGCUCGAGCUCCUCGACUUCCCCCCGCUGCUCUGGGUGCUGGACGCCCACGCGCUCUGGCACAUCGGGACCAUCCCCCUCAAUGUGCUCUUCUACAGUUUCCUGAUGGACGACAGCCUCUACCUCCUGAAGGCCAACUCCGACCUCUUCAAAGUGGACUAGAGCUGCUGGGGGGGGUGGGCAGACCCCCCCCGUGCCCCCCCAGGGCCCUGCCCUGCCCUGUGCCAAGAGACCUCCCAC